This is a messenger RNA of Penicillium soppii, 1287 nucleotides long. RefSeq names its product ribose phosphate diphosphokinase subunit PRS5. Gene Ontology annotation, molecular function: magnesium ion binding; ribose phosphate diphosphokinase activity. NCBI's taxonomy places the organism in Eukaryota, Fungi, Ascomycota, Eurotiomycetes, Eurotiales, Aspergillaceae. Bases 1 to 1287 code for a protein of 428 amino acids. The transcript has 3 exons. Gene Ontology annotation, biological process: 5-phosphoribose 1-diphosphate biosynthetic process; purine nucleotide biosynthetic process. Gene Ontology annotation, cellular component: ribose phosphate diphosphokinase complex; cytoplasm. The record is from RefSeq and is a predicted model, not a curated record.
AUGGUUCGCAACCUUGUUGUCAUCGGGGGUAAUUCCCACCCUCAGUUGACUCAGAGCAUUUGCAGUGUCCUCGGCAUUCCUCCUGCAGAGGUUCUGCUCUCUAAAUUUGCCGUUGGUGAGACCCGCGUCGAAGUUCAAGAGUCAGUCCGUGAGAAGGAUGUCUACAUCAUUCAGUCCGGCGGUGGAAAAGUCAACGACCACCUGCUCGAGCUACUCAUCACCAUCUCCGCUUGCAAGACUGCCUCAGCACGCCGAGUCACCGCGGUCCUUCCUCUCUUCCCUUACUCCCGCCAAAGCGACAUCCCUUACGACAAGGCUGGUGCCCCUCUGGUCAAGGCCACCGUGCCAGGCAAAUCCUCCAAUGGCUACACAUUCGAGAGCACCCCUCCAACUCCGGGUCCCGGAAAGCCUGAAGGCCUCGGUCUGAUGAAUGGCAUGGACAACCUCCAAAGGAGUCUUGCUAAGGCUCAGAUUGAGGACAGCACCGGCAGUCCCGUGAAGCGGCGGGGAAAUGGCCUGCCCCGCAGCGACACAACAGACUCCCUUAAGUCUCUGACCAAUGCAGCCGAUGAUACCGCCAGCAAUGCCUCCUCCAAGAUCUCCUCCUUCCAGCCGCGACCCGGCUACAAGCAGUGGGUUGCGCAGGCCGGUACCCUCGUGGCAGACCUGCUCACCUGCGCUGGCGCCGAUCACAUCAUCACCAUGGAUCUGCACGACCCGCAGUACCAGGGCUACUUUGAUAUCCCAGUUGACAACCUCUACGGCCGACCCCUUCUGAAGAGCUACAUCCAGCGCAACAUCCCCAAUUACAAGCAGGCUGUCAUUGUUAGCCCCGAUGCCGGAGGCGCCAAGCGUGCUACGGCAAUUGCGGACCAAAUGGGUAUAGAAUUUGCUCUGAUUCACAAGGAGCGCCGCCCCACUAAGAUCACAGACCGCCAGAAUGCGACCAUGAUGUUGGUCGGUGAUGUUCGCGAUCGCAUAGCAAUUCUGAUUGACGAUCUGGCGGAUACCUCGAAUACAAUUACUCGCGCCGCCAAGUUGCUGAAGAAGGAGGGUGCAUCUCAGGUUUACGCCCUGGUGACUCAUGGAAUCCUGAGUGGGGAUGCCAUCGACCGCAUCAAUGCUAGUGCUCUUGACAAGGUGGUUGUGACCAACAGCGUGGACCAGGUUGAUCACCUGCGUCGCUGUCCUAAGCUCGAGGUCCUGGAAGUCGGCCACGUUUUCGGCGAGGCCAUCCGCCGCGUGCACCACGGUGAAAGUAUCAGUGUGCUCUUCCAGUAUGACUGA